Siniperca chuatsi (mandarin fish) is the source of this 3613-nucleotide messenger RNA. Its product is annotated as NLR family CARD domain-containing protein 3-like. The coding region runs from base 41 to 3613 and encodes 1190 amino acids. The record is from RefSeq and is a predicted model, not a curated record. Lineage: Eukaryota; Metazoa; Chordata; Actinopteri; Centrarchiformes; Sinipercidae. The transcript has 8 exons. Gene Ontology annotation, biological process: regulation of apoptotic process. Gene Ontology annotation, molecular function: protein binding.
CACGGUGCAUUCAAAAGAGAGGAAGAGGAGUCAUGCUUCCAUGGAGGAGCAGCCGUCCUGGUGUGCUUUGUGUCAGGACGUCCUGAAGGAUCCGGUCUCUACCAGCUGUGGACACUGGUUCUGCAGACGGUGCAUCACCUCAUACUGGGACCAGUCUGCUUCAUCAGGAGACUCCUCCUGUCCCCAGUGUGGAAAAAGACCAAGAACAAGACUGCAGACUGCCAGCCAGACCAGCACUGUACAAAUGGACGUUGGUCUGCAGGAGGUUUUAGAUGAACAUAAGAUCAGUCUGAGGAGGAGAUGUGAACGUCUGACUGAAGGAAGUGAUGAAACAGGAAGUGGAACCCUCCUCAACAGGAUCUACACUGAGCUCUACAUCACAGAGGGACAGAGCGAAGAGGUUAAUACCCAACAUGAGGUGAGGCAGCUUGAGACAGCUUCCAAGAAGAAGACCCUCCAUGAAACUCCAAUCAAGUGCCACGACAUCUUUAAAGCCCUACCUGGCCAACAGGGACACAUCAGAGUCGUUCUGACGAACGGCGUCGCUGGCGUUGGAAAAACCUUCUUGGUGCAGAAGUUCACUCUGGACUGGGCAGAGGGCUUGGAAAACCAAGACGUCAGUCUGCUGAUUCUGCUUUCGUUCAGGGAGCUGAACUUGAUCAGAGAUGAGCGGUACAGUCUUCUCGAGCUGCUCCAUGUUUUCCAUCCAACAUUACAGAAGGUCACAGCAGAGAAGCUCGCUGUCUAUAAACUUCUGUUCAUCUUUGACGGCCUGGAUGAAAGCAGACUUUCACUGGAUUUCCACAACAAUGAGGUCGUGUCUGAUGUCACACAGGAGUCAUCAGUCAACGUGCUGCUGACAAACCUCAUCAAAGGGAAUCUGCUUCCCUCGGCUCUCGUCUGGAUCACUUCCCGACCUGCAGCAGCCAAUCAGAUCCCUCCUUCGUGUGUUGGCAGGGUGACAGAAGUACGAGGCUUCACUGACGCCCAGAAGGAGGAGUACUUCAGGAGGAGAGUCAGUGAUGAAGAGCUGUCCAGCAGAAUCAUCUCCCACAUCAAGACAUCCAGGAGCCUCCACAUCAUGUGUCUGAUCCCAGUCUUCUGCUGGAUCACUGCUACAGUUCUGGAGCACAUGUUGACUACAGACCAGAGAGGAGAGCUGCCCAAGACCCUGACUGACAUGUACUCACACUUCCUGCUGGUUCAGACAAAGAGGAAGAAGCAGAAGUAUGAUGAGGGACAUCAGACGAGUUCACAGGAGCUGACGGAGGCUGACAGGGAGGUUCUUCUGAAGCUGGGGAGGCUGGCGUUUGAACAUCUGGAGAAAGGAAACAUCAUGUUCUACCAAGAAGACCUGGAGCAGUGUGGUCUGGAUGUCUCAGAGGCCUCGGUGUACUCAGGAGUUUGUACAGAGAUCUUCAGAAGAGAGAGUGUGAACUUCCAGAAAACAGUCUACUGCUUUGUUCAUCUGAGCGUUCAGGAGUUUCUGGCUGCCAUCUACAUGUUCCACUGUUACACCGACAGGAAGACAGAGGGACUGGAGGACCUGGGAACAUACUGGCAAUACAGGGGCUCAACCCUGGAUGUCUUCCUGAGGAGAGUCAUGCAGAAAUCCCUUGAAAGUAAAAAUGGCCACCUGGACCUGUUUGUCCGCUUCCUUCAUGGCCUCUCUCUGGAGUCCAACCAGAGACUCUUAGGAGGCCUGCUGGGUCGGACAGACAACAGUCCAGAAAUCAUCCAGAGAGCCAUCAACUACCUGAAGGAGAAGAAGACCAGUACCUCUCCUGACAGAAGCAUCAACAUCUUCCACUGUCUGAUGGAGAUGAAUGACCACUCAGUACAUCAGGAGAUCCAAGAGUUCCUGAAGUCAGAGAACAGAUCAGAGAAGAAACUCUCUGAGAUCCACUGCUCAGCUCUGGCCUACAUGCUGCAGAUGUCAGAGGAGGUUCUGGAUGAGUUGGACCUGAAGAAGUACAACACAUCAGUGGAGGGACGACUGAGACUGAUUCCAGCUGUGAGGAACUGCAGAAAGGCUGUGCUUUCUCGUUGUGGACUCUCAGAGACUCAAUGUGAAGUUGUGGCCUCAACUCUGAAGUCCAACUGCUCUCAUCUGAGACACCUGGACCUGAGUCACAACAAGCUACAGGAUUCAGGAGUGAAGCUGCUGUCUGCUGGACUGGAAAAUCCAAACUGUAGACUGGAGACUCUGAGAUUGAGGGGCUGCAGUUUGUCAGAGACCAGCUGUGCUUCUCUGGCCUCAGCUCUGAAGUCCAACCCCUCCCAUCUGAGAGAGCUGGACCUGAGCUACAACACGCUGCAGUAUUCAGGAAUGAAGCUGCUGUCUGCUGGACUGAAGAGUCCACACUGCAGACUGGAGGCUCUGAGAUUGAGUUUCUGCAGUUUGUCAGAGAUCAGCUGUACUUCUCUGGCCUCAGCUCUGAAGUCCAACCCCUCCCAUCUGAGAGAGCUGGACCUGAGUCACAACGACAAGCUGCAGGAUUCAGGAGUGAAGCUGCUGUGUGAUUUUCUGGAGAGUCCACACUGCAGACUGGAGACUCUGAGGGUGGAUGGCAGAGUAAACAGGGCUACGCCUGACAGACAUGAAGCAUGUCCAAGAAGGGAAACUCCACAGCGGAAGGUCCCAGCAGAGGACAGGGUCCCAGCAGAGGCCAGGGUCCCAGCAGAGGACAGGGUCCCAGCAGAGGACAGAGUCCCAGCAGAGCUCAGAGUCCAAACAGAGCACAGAGUCCCAGCAGAGCUCAGAGUCCAAACAGAGCACAGAGUCCCAGCAGGGGACAGGGUCCAAACAGAGCUCAGGGUCCCAGCAGAGCUCAGAGUCCAAACAGAGCACAGAGUCCCAGCAGAGCACAGGGUCCCAGCAGAGGACAGGGUCCCAGCAGAGCACAGGGUCCCAGCAGAGGACAGGGUCCCAGCAGAGCUCAGAGUCCAAACAGAGCACAGAGUCCCAGCAGAGCACAGGGUCCCAGCAGGGGACAGGGUCCAAACAGAGGACAGGGUCCCAGCAGAGCACAGAGUCCCAGCAGAGCACAGAGUCCCAGCAGAGCACAGGGUCCCAGCAGGGGACAGGGUCCAAACAGAGCACAGGGUCCCAGCAGAGCACACGGUCCCAGCAGAGCACAGAGUCCCAGCAGAGGACAGAGUCCCAGCAGAGGACAGGGUCCAAACAGAGGACAGGGUCCCAGCAGAGGACAGAGUCCCAGCAGAGGACAGAGUCCCAGCAGAGGACAGGGUCCCAGCAGAGCACAGGGUCCCAGCAGAGGACAGGGUCCCAGCAGAGCACAGGGUCCCAGCAGAGCACAGGGUCCCAGCAGAGCACAGGGUCCCAGUCGCAGAGAAGAAGCUGCUCUCAGUUCGGACACAGUUUGUAAAGAGAGUGUCUGAACCGGUUCUGAACCAGCUUCUGGACAGACUCCUUGAGCAUGGCGUUAUAAAUGAUGAGGAAAUGCAGUCAGUCAGAAUAAAAGCAACAGCAGAAAAAGCGCGAGACGUGAUCGACACGGCGCGAAGAAAGGGACCUGAAGCCAGCUCAGUCCUGAUCGCUGCUCUCUGGGAGGUGGAUCAACACCUUUCCAGAGUGCUGAACUUAAACUGA